Molecule: messenger RNA, 2436 nt
Organism: Kwoniella mangroviensis CBS 8507
Lineage: Eukaryota; Fungi; Basidiomycota; Tremellomycetes; Tremellales; Cryptococcaceae
Exons: 4
Coding region: 1-2436 (811 amino acids)
Biological process (GO): transmembrane transport; fungal-type cell wall biogenesis
Cellular component (GO): membrane
Source: RefSeq, a predicted model, not a curated record
AUGCAUCUCCCCUCUCUGUCCCUCACAUCCUUCCUCCUUCUCAUCGUCCCCUUCUUCUCAUCCGUCAAUGCCAAAGCCGGCGAUACCCUCUAUACCAACUCUGUGACGUACUGCGCCGAAGCCAAAGCAGUCUUAGUGGAUCAAUUCGAUAUUGCUUACCACAAGUCCAACGGAUCAAUCACAUUUUCUUUUUCGCUCGCUUCGGUCGAAUCUAAUCUGAACGUCUCGGCAAACCUGUACGUUAACGUAUAUGGGAUCGAACCUGUCAACCAGACUUUGGACUUGUGUAGUUAUUUCCAAGGAGUGGUGUGUCCUUUACCGCAGGUUAAUUUUACCGGCUACGGAACAUAUCCGAUCCCAACGAAAUACUCUUCCCAGAUACCUAGCAUAGCAUGGUCGAUACCUAAUCUCGAAGCCUACGCUCGUAUCCAGCUACUUCGAGAGGAGACUGGAGAAGUCGCAGCAUGUCUUCAAGCGACAUUGUCCAACGGUUGGUCAGUCCGACAAUCCGCCAUAUCAUGGGCAACAGGAAUGUUCACCUUGGUCGCACUGCUCGUCGGUCUCUUCCAUACCGGCGCCGUCAAUUCACCUUCACCAGCUCAGUAUAGAUGGUUUGACAUCUUAUACCUGUUCCAAUCGGCAGCCGCAUCCGGUCUGAUGCACCUGAAUUAUCCAUUGGCUUAUUCAGCUUUCACUCAGAAUUUUCAUUGGGCCAUUGGGUUAUUCAAAUCGAGUCAUAUUCAAAAUUCCAUCAAUACUAUGAGAUCUAAGACUGGUGGUCAUCUAGAUUCCAAUGCCUAUUCGGACGUACAAUAUAUCAAUCGAAAAUUCUCACCUUAUAACGUCUACGCAUCAAUGAACGAAGUCAUGUCUUCCAAAUCGACAUUCCAAACUUUCUUGGCAGACAACGCUAUCAUUCCUCAAGAUUCCAAUGUGAACAAUCUAGAAUUGCACAAAAGAGCUAGGAUCGCUUCUGCCCUAGCUCAAAAUGCCACUUCAGAAUUGUCUAGUGGAUUACCAGUCUACACCAACACUCUCAGCAUACCGACUGCCAACGCUUUCACAACUGUCUUCUUCUUGUUCCUAGCUUUCAUUGCUAUCGCUAUUGUGUUCCAUGUCCUGCUAUUUGGUGUGCUGUUCCUAGUGGAGAGGUCGAGUAGAGGUAAGAGGGAGAUUGGUUGGGCAGGUAGAUUGAGGAGGAUGUGGUGGGGUUUCUGUGCUGGUAAUGCAUUGAGAUUGUGCUUGAUAUGGUUCUUCCCCAUAUUCAUCUUUGGAUUCUGGCAAUUCCACGUUGGAGAUUCUGGUCUAUCCAUCUUCUUUGCCGUCCUAUCCAUCCUUCUCGUUCUGGUCCCUCUCGCGACCGUAUUCGUCUUAUCGAUCUUGAGAAAUCGAAGAUUGUCAUCCACCGCCCCUGGGAUCUCACCCUUGUACACCUCAUACAGAUGGUUCCAUUCGGUCGGCGUACUAUAUCGAGCCUACAGACAGAAAUUCCAUUUCUUCUGGUUCGCUCCGCUGAUCUUGGGAAUGAUAGCCAAAUCGGCUUUCAUCUCUUUCGGUCCUACUUCGGCUUGGGCUCAAGUCAUCGGUAACGUCGCGGUGGAAUUCAUUGUCUUUAUUUCGCUCUUAGCUUGUCGACCGCACAAGGAUCGAAAGGGAGAUUGGAUCACAUCCACCCUUGCGUUGUUUAGACUUAUCGCAUUUGGACUAUUGAUCGCUUUCAUACCCAGCAUAGGAGUCAAACCUAUCCCAAGAGCUGUGAUCGGUUUCGUCAUUAUUGUUGCUUUCGGUUUGCCUACCAUCUUGCUCCUCCUCGGCUUGAUAUGGAAUCUCGGAUAUGGCUACUUCUGGCGAAGACAUACACACCGAAUUGAAGACGGUCUAGAAGUCGAGCGAUUCGUAGCUUCCGACGAUGAUUCCACCGAGAAUCAACCUGCCAUGACUCAAGUUGAGCCUACCUUACCGAACGUCACGUCAAGGGACAUGAACACCGACAACAGUCGAUCCCCUCCUGAAAGCAUGUUGAACAGACGAACAUCCAUAAUGGAACCUGUCGGUGACAACUACUACGAGCCUACUUUCGGAUCUAAACACUUACCUUCGUUCUCUGGCACUUCCGAUCUAUCGAAUUCACCGCCUGCUAGGAUUAGUCCAGAUUUCAAUAAUAACAACAAUUAUAUAGCAGAAACUCAUGGUGAAGAAGAACAGAUAGGAUUUGGAGAUAGGAUAUCUGCUGCUCAGGCAUACGAACAAGCUGCUAAAGGUGGAUAUACAGAGUAUAACGAAAAGCAAUCUUACGAGCACCAGCAGCCAAUGAUGACUAGACAAUCUACUGCUUCAAGUCGACCAUUAAGUGGACAUUCGAAUUAUUAUACUCCCUCGACGGGAUUACAUGACUCGACUAAUGACCAGUAUUUCAAUUACAACAAACAAGGAUAA